GUUUAGAAAAUCGUGUAGGGGAAAAACAUUAUUUGUUACAGGUGUCUUGUUCCAGAUUAAAAACAUAAACAUGACGUCUGUCGCAAGGGAUGAAAAAGAAAGGAAGAAAAAGCGACUGAUUAAAACAGAAACCUCAACCCCAGAGGUUAAAAAAUCUAAAGAAACUGUUGCUUUGUUUUAUGCUGAAGAAGCAGAAGUUGAUAAAAGAGACCCGGAAACAGAUUUAACUUUGUUUCAAGGUGCUUGUGGUGUUGUGAGAGAAGCUGUCAAUGAUAUACAAAAAAUGAAAACUCAUGGAAAAACUAAUAAAAGUGAACUAGAAGAAAAAAGAGCUGAUGCUGUAAUACAGUUUGUUACAUUAAAGAAGAUAAAUAGAUUGUCUCAUUUUAGAUGCCGUAAAGUUAGAGAUUCCACUAAUGAGGCCAAACAGAGAAUAGACAAGUACCAUCUUCAGUUACAGAAUUUGUUAUAUGAAGCUAUGCAUUUACAGAAAGAAAUUAAUAAAUGUUUGGAAUUCAAAUCUAAAGAUGAAGAAAUAGAUUUAGUACCUGUAGAAGAGUUUUAUAAGGAAGCUCCAAAACAAAUAUCAAAACCAGAAACAACUAAGAAAGAUGAACAUCAGUUGACACUCGCUAGAUUAGAUUGGGAGUUAGAACAAAGACAAAGAUUAUCAAAAAAACUGAAAGAAGUAUCUAGUAGUAAAGAUGAAAUAUUAAAAGAGAUUGAUACUAAACAAGAAUAUUUAGACAGUCUACAACCUAAGUUAAACUCUAUUUUACAAGCAACCAAGCCAGUGCAGACAUACCUAAAAAUGCCAUAUGAUGAAACUAAAGAACAACAUUCUACAGCAUUACAUUUACCACACCCAUUGUAUGUUUUAUACAUGCAGUCUUCAGCUUAUAAAGAUGCUUGUGAUAAGAAUUUGAAAGUAACAAUAGAUGGAGAUAUACAUUCAGCUAAAACUCUAGAUAUGUCAGUACAAGAAAUAGAAGAAGAUAGUGACAGUGAUAAUGAAGAACAUGAAAAGAAAACAAUAGCUGAAGAAAAAUUAUAUGAACAUUGGAAACAAAAUAAUCCAGAUUUAAGAAAAGUGGAAUCUGAACUACAACAAGAAGAUGUUAUCAAUAAAUGGUCAGAUCAGAUAGUUGAACAAGAGGAGAAAUUAUUAUCAGCACGACUAGAGGAAAAGGAAUUUGAAAGACUACAAGAAGAAAAAAGACAAGCAGCUUUAGAAGAAGAGAGAAAAAAAGAAAUGAAAAGACUACAAGAUCAGAAGAAAUUAAAACAAGUUUUAGAGGAUCAAAUGAGAGAGCUAAGACAGAGAGAAUCUGAGAGUGAAAGAAUUAAAAAUGAACAAGAAAGUUUAGAAUUAGAACAGUGGAAUUUAGAAAAGCUGGAAGAAAGUAGAAGAUUGAAGGAAGAACAGAGGAAAAAACAAGAUUUUGGACUAAAGAAAAUUGCUUUUGUAACAAAGAAGAAGGAAACAACAGAAGAUAGAUUAUCUGAUAAAAAACAGAGAGUUUUUCGUAAACAUCCUCUUACAGUUGCCAUGGAGAUAUUAUGUAAAGAAGGAAGUGAAUUAUUACUGACUUUCUCCUACAAUUUACAACUACACAUAACAGCACUUUUUAUUAUUAUUAUUACAGAAGGAAGUAAAUUAUUACUGACUUUCUCCUACCUUUUACAACUAGAGAUUAUAACAGUUCAUGUGAAAGUAUUACCUAGUCUAGAAAGUGUACACAGCUCUAUUUCUGGAUCAGAUUUGUUAUCACCAGAUUCUAUAUUGAAUGAGAUCUAUACUGGUGAUCAUGGUAACAAUACGCCGAAUCCUGCCAAUCAAUAUGAAUUACGUAGAAUGGGAUUACAUGAUUUUAGUGAGUAUGUAAACCAAGUAGGCAGACCAUAUCAAUGGACACAAUGGUUAGGUGGUUUACAGUUUCUAGGAGAUGGUAAUCCAGUCACUGUUAAAAGUACUGUCAGCUCUGGCUACAUGCAACAAACUGUCAAACAACUACGAAAGAGACUCAAGGCACGACUGGCGUUACUUCAUCAAAUGGCUUCACUCGAGAGAAAUACUAUACCAGUUAGUAGUAAUCUGAUUGAUAUGUUCCCAGCUAAAAUAUCCAGUCGCUUAAUAUCAUGGAAACGGUCAACAUAUGAAGAUUUCUGUAGUCUGGAUUAUACCAGGAAUAUAAUUGAAGGAAGUUUAGUAUCAGAAACUGAUAUCUAUUUUGUUGCUACUAUGGAAAGAGGGUCUGCCAAGUUAAUAAGUCAGGUUGUUGUAGCAGCUGAUUAUCCUACAGUACCACCAAUGUUUGUUGUUAGUAUUUCAUGGCAAACAGACAGAAAUGCUACCACUGAUGUCCACAUACAGGAAUUGGAAGAAGAAGUAAAUGUUCAUUAUACAGAAUUAAUUAAAGAUAAAAGUAAAGAUAAUUUAUUAUCCAAUCAAUUACAAAGAUUAUUGAUGUGUUUUGAUAUCUAUCUUGAAACUGAAACUCAAGAUUUAUCAGCUCCUAUUGAAAUACCUAAAGAGAAAGUGUUCACCAGAUUAGCCAGGGGACCAAAUAGGAAGAAACCAUACAAAUAUAUUCCAGAUUUAGGUAUCUUUACUCAUCGAUAAAAUCCUCAUUCUUUCCAUUAGUAGUUUAUAUUGCUUGAAAUAAAAUUUUCUAAUAAAAUUUAGAAUUGAAAAAUGUAAUGUUUUGUAUUUUGAAGACCAUGGGACAAAUACAUUGAAACCUUCAAU
Lottia gigantea (owl limpet) is the source of this 2749-nucleotide messenger RNA. RefSeq lists its product as hypothetical. Gene Ontology annotation, biological process: mRNA export from nucleus; positive regulation of DNA-templated transcription, elongation. NCBI's taxonomy places the organism in Eukaryota, Metazoa, Mollusca, Gastropoda, Lottiidae. The transcript has 22 exons. Gene Ontology annotation, molecular function: mRNA binding. The record is from RefSeq and is a predicted model, not a curated record. The coding region runs from base 71 to 2623 and encodes 850 amino acids. Gene Ontology annotation, cellular component: THO complex part of transcription export complex.